Notechis scutatus (mainland tiger snake) is the source of this 951-nucleotide messenger RNA. The record is from RefSeq and is a predicted model, not a curated record. Lineage: Eukaryota; Metazoa; Chordata; Lepidosauria; Squamata; Elapidae.
AUGACAUGGCCUUUGGUCAUUGUUGGUGCCUCCUAUACUGUUCUCCACUCUUUCAGGACGAGGCGUCUGAGUUUGGGUGUGAAGAUGAAGUACCUCAACAGUGAGGACUACCGGUUCAGAUACUUCACCCAAGGGAAGCCUGGAUCCCGACCAUCUGUGCUGAUGCUUCAUGGAUUCUCACUCAACAAAGACAUGUGGUUAAAUACCAUUGAAAUCUUUCCUAAGGACAUCCAUUUGGUCUGCGUUGAUCUGCCAGGUCACGGGGGAACCACUCGCUUGCUCGCAGAAAGUCACACAGCAGUUGCUCAAGCUAAAAGGAUACACCAGUUUGUCCAGUGUGCUGGCCUGAACCAUAAUCCCUUCCACCUGGUUGGCAUGUCCAUAGGAGGCAUGGUUGCUGGGGUUUAUGCCGCUCUCUAUCCAGCCCACGUCUCCUCUUUAGCACUCCUCUGCCCAGCUGGUCUGAAGAUUCCAAAACAAAGUGAACUCUUUCUGUGGUUAAAACAGUUAAUUUUAUCAAAGGAUUUUGCCGAGAGUGCUCUUGUUUCGGUUACUAAGGAGCAAAUAGAAAAAUUCAUGAAAAUUUGCCUAUACCAACCCAGCUUUUUAAAGAUGCAGCUCCUAAAGGGAUACCUUGAGGAUCGGAAACCAAGCAAGAUGUUUUUUACAUUGUGUUUUCUGGACCUCACCAGCAGUGAAUCGAGGUACAGCCUCCAUGACAACAUGAGGAAAAUCAAAGCUCCCACCCAGAUCAUUUGGGGAAAGGAGGACAAGGUUUUUGAUUCUUCAGGUGCAGAAAUUUUGGCGGCUGCCAUUCCUAAUUCCCAAGUGCAUUGGCUGGAAAAAUGUGGUCACUUCAUAACCCUCGAGAGGCCCAGGAAAUCUGCAAAGCUCCUCUUGGAAUUCUACAAAUCGGUCUGUGACUCAGCCGAGCAGAAGAAGGUGGCCUGA